Hipposideros armiger (great roundleaf bat) is the source of this 1086-nucleotide messenger RNA. RefSeq names its product kinesin-like protein KIF6. The transcript is spliced from 8 exons. Gene Ontology annotation, biological process: microtubule-based movement. The record is from RefSeq and is a predicted model, not a curated record. The annotation marks the transcript as partial. Lineage: Eukaryota; Metazoa; Chordata; Mammalia; Chiroptera; Hipposideridae. Gene Ontology annotation, molecular function: microtubule motor activity; ATP binding; microtubule binding.
GUUGCUAAGGGUGCUGCUCGCCGGAGGUGUGGGGAGUCCUAAGUUUUGAGAACCAGGACCUUAGAGGUCAAGGGUCAGUACAAAGCCCGGGAGGAGAUGGUGAAGCAGACUAUCCAGAUUUUCGCCAGGGUGAAGCCCACUGCCCGGAAGCAGCAACAAGGGAUUUAUUCCAUAGAUGAAGAUGAAAAACUAAUACCUAGCUUGGAAAUUAUCUUACCUCGUGACUUGGCAGAUGGAUUUGUGAAUAAUAAGCGAGAAAGCUACAAAUUUAAAUUUCAAAGGAUUUUUGAUCAAGAUGCAAACCAAGAGACCAUUUUUGAAAACAUUGCCAAACCAGUUGCUGAGAGUGUCCUGGCAGGUUACAAUGGUACCAUCUUUGCAUAUGGGCAAACGGGCAGCGGUAAGACAUUCACCAUCACCGGUGGGGCGGAGCGCUACAGUGACAGAGGCAUUAUCCCAAGGACACUGUCGUACAUUUUUGAGCAGUUACAAAAGGACACCAGCAAAAUAUACACAACGCACAUUUCCUACUUGGAAAUCUACAAUGAAUGUGGUUAUGAUCUGUUGGAUCCAAGGCAUGAAGCCUCCAGUUUGGAAGAUUUGCCGAAAGUGACAAUAUUGGAGGACCCCGAUCAGAACAUUCACUUGAAAAAUCUGUCUCUUCAUCAGGCAACCACGGAAGAAGAAGCUCUGAAUCUGCUUUUCUUAGGAGACACCAACAGAAUGAUUGCAGAGACUCCUAUGAACCAAGCUUCAACCCGUUCCCACUGCAUUUUCACUAUUCAUUUGUCAAGUAAAGAACCAGGAUCUGCAACUGUCCGACAUGCCAAACUUCAUUUGGUUGACCUGGCUGGGUCAGAGCGAGUUGCAAAGACUGGAGUAGGGGGCCAACUUCUAACAGAGGCCAAGUAUAUCAACCUGUCACUACAUUACUUAGAACAGGUUAUCAUUGCCCUGUCAGAAAAACACCGAUCACACAUUCCAUAUAGGAACUCCAUGAUGACCAGUGUCCUCAGAGACAGUUUGGGAGGGAACUGCAUGACGACCAUGAUUGCCACGCUCUCUGUAGAGAAAAGGAAUAUCGAC